AUCCACAACUUAGCGUCAGCGUCCCUUUUUUUCUCCUUUUGCCCUCACAAUUGCAAAGCAUCCUCCCGAUUCUGCAAGCUUCGUCCUUUUGAAAUCGACCCUUUUCUUUUUAGUUCCCUUCUCCAUGGCAGCGACUGAGAAGAGUCAUAGAGAACAAAAAUGUCGGUCCCUCUUCGAUCUCCCUUCCGAUUUCUUCGAUUCUUGCCGCCUCCUCCUCUCCGACCAUCCUUCGAUAACAUCCACAGACGUGUCUUCUACAUCUCAUACGUCGGACGCUCCGGCAGCGAGCGCAGAUAGCGUCGCACACGGAGAGGAACCCCACUUAAAGGUCAUAGAAGAGAAGCUGAAGGGGGCUACCAAGCGAUGGACUUGCAACGUCUGCAAGUCGGAGUUUGAAUCCCUCCAUGAUCAGCGAUCGCAUUUCAAAUCCGACCUCCACCGCCUCAAUAUUAAGCUGAGUGUUGCUGGUAAGAAUAUUGUCAAGGAGGAAGAAUUCGAUGAAGAGGGUUGUGAUAUUUCCUUUGAAGAUUUUGACGUAUCUAGUAUUUCAGGCUCUGAAGAUGAGUUUGAAAAAGGUGCAGUUACAAAAAUCAAAACAAGGGAAGGAUUUAAACAAAAAUUGUAUCUUCGUCUCUACUCAGGGGGAAUAGUUUCUGUAUGGAGAAGUUUGAUUUUGGAUGAGUCUGAGGAUGUUUCUCUGGAUGAAUACAAGGAAAACCAAUUGAGAGAUGAUGGAAGUGCAUUAAACAUUGGAGAGGAUGAGUUGAUAAACAAGUUGAAAUAUUUACUCUCCGAACCUCGAGAUAAAUCCCACUUGAGGAUUGUUUUGCUUUUGACUGGUGGGCAUUUUGCGGGGUGUGUCUUUGAUGGGAAUUCAAUUAUAGCACAUAAGACAUUCCAUAGAUAUGUUGUUAGAGCAAAGGCGGGCAAGAAGCAAUCUACUAAAGAUGCAACAGGAAAAUCUGCACAUUCUGCAGGUUCAUCUCUACGCCGUCAUAAUGAAGCGGCACUGAAAAAGUACAAACCCUGAUAUCAAUGUUGAUGCAAAUUUGGGGAGUAUUGUCAAAGCACCCUCAUAUUUGGUAGAUCUACUAAGCCAACAAUAUAUCUUUUGGUCUGUGGGUGGAUUACUUCACAACAUGGGGAGUGGGGUUGGUGGAUGGCAACAAUUUGGAAGAACCGAUGGAUUUUUUUUUGUGAA
Messenger RNA from Phalaenopsis equestris, 1201 nucleotides. Its product is annotated as ankyrin repeat and zinc finger domain-containing protein 1-like. The transcript is spliced from 4 exons. The record is from RefSeq and is a predicted model, not a curated record. NCBI's taxonomy places the organism in Eukaryota, Viridiplantae, Streptophyta, Magnoliopsida, Asparagales, Orchidaceae. Bases 125 to 1030 code for a protein of 301 amino acids.